Galeopterus variegatus (Sunda flying lemur) is the source of this 3247-nucleotide messenger RNA. It is a transcript of the gene BSDC1, whose product is annotated as BSD domain containing 1. Lineage: Eukaryota; Metazoa; Chordata; Mammalia; Dermoptera; Cynocephalidae. The record is from RefSeq and is a predicted model, not a curated record. The transcript is spliced from 11 exons. Gene Ontology annotation, cellular component: cytoplasm. Bases 47 to 1339 code for a protein of 430 amino acids.
GUCGGAAGUCAAAGGUCAGUAAAUAGUGGUGAUGUCAUGAGGCAAGAUGGCGGAAGGAGAGGACGUGGGAUGGUGGCGGAGCUGGCUGCAGCAGAGCUAUCAGGCGGUCAAAGAGAAGUCCUCUGAAGCCUUGGAGUUCAUGAAGCGGGACCUGACAGAGUUCACCCAGGUGGUGCAACAUGACACAGCCUGCACCAUCGCAGCCACGGCCAGCGUGGUCAAGGAGAAGCUGGCUACUGAAGGCUCCUCGGGGGCAACAGAGAAAGUGAAGAAGGGGUUGUCUGACUUCCUAGGGGUGAUCUCAGACACCUUUGCCCCCUCACCGGACAAAACCAUUGACUGCGAUGUCAUCACCCUGAUGGGCACACCCUCUGGCACAGCUGAGCCGUAUGAUGGCACCAAGGCUCGCCUCUAUAGCCUGCAGUCAGACCCAGCAACUUACUGCAAUGAACCAGAUGGGCCCCUGGAAUUGUUUGAUGCCUGGCUAUCCCAGUUCUGCUUGGAGGAGAAGAAGGGGGAGAUCUCAGAGCUCCUUGUAGGCAGCCCCUCCAUCCGAGCCCUCUACACCAAGAUGGUUCCAGCAGCUGUUUCUCAUUCAGAAUUCUGGCAUCGGUAUUUCUAUAAAAUCCAUCAACUAGAGCAGGAACAGGCCCGGAGGGAUGCCUUGAAGCAGCGGGCAGAACAGAGCAUCUCUGAAGAGCCUGGCUGGGAAGAGGAAGAAGAAGAGCUUGUAGGCAUUUCACCCACAUCUCCAAAAGAGACAAAGAUUACUGUGGCCAAAACUUCCACAUUCCCUGAAGGAGCACUUGGCCCCCAGAGCCCCUGUGAAGAGAAUCUGGUGACCCCAGUUGAGCCCCCAACAGAGGUGACUCCAUCAGAGAGCAGCGAAAGCAUCUCUCUUGUGACACAGAUUGCCAACGCUGCCACCACACCUGCGGCACCAGUGCUGCCCAAGGACCUGUCCCAAAAGCUGCAAGAGGCAUCUUUGGAGGAACAGGGCCAAGCUGUGGAUGUGGGCGAGACUGGACCCCCACCCACAAUUCACUCCAAGCCCCUAACCUCUGCUGGCCGCCCCAGUGGCCCAGAGCCCAGGCCUCCAGCCAGAGUAGAGACUCUGAGGGAAGAGAUGCCCACAGACUUACGGGUGUUUGAGCUGAACUCGGACAGUGGGAAGUCUACACCCUCUAACAAUGGAAAGAAAGGCUCAAGCACGGACAUCAGUGAGGACUGGGAGAAGGACUUUGACUUGGACAUGACUGAAGAAGAAGUGCAGAUGGCACUUUCCAAAGUGGAUGCCUCCGGUGAGCUGGAAGAUGUAGAGUGGGAGGACUGGGAAUGAGAGGAGCUAGAGCAAGCAGCUCCCCCGCCCGCGCACCUCCCAUCUCCCUCACUCGUCUCAGCCUGGCCCUGGAAGACACUGACUGAGAAUGUCCCCCUAAUGGCGUCUGCCAACCAGAGCUCUGGGCACAGAUUCUGGGUGGCUCCCUGGUGGCCCUUUGGGCCUGUGCUCACACCUGAGAAGGGGCUAUAAAUCCAAACCAGGACUCUGACUUGUGCCAACCAUAGGAUGACCUAAGGGGGAGGAAACCUAACCCCUCACCGGAAGAGCCUACUUUCUGAACACCCACUGUUCCUGGGGACUCCUGCUGGGAAGUCCCAAGGGAUGGUUCUGGCCCUUCUGCCUGUGUAGACUGAAGCUAAACCACCAUUCUCUUGGAGGAAGCUAAGACAACACAGUCUAUCCACCCAUAAGCAGGCAAGGAUGGCCAUGCCAUCUGCCCUUGGCUAAACAGGGACAGUGAGCACAUUUUGGUUCCUAUCUCAGUGGGUAAGAGGCACUCAUCUCUGGGAAAUUUGCUUCUCUUGGGAAUCUCCCCCUUCCAGGCAUUUUCCAUUCCUGGAAAGUUUCCCUGGGGUUCAGAAUCUAGAGACCAAACCCUGAUCUGCCUCCUUCCUUUUCUCCAGCCCACACUGGUACAUCCCCAUGCCUUUCCUAGGGCUUCUUCAUGUCAGAUGCACCCAAGUCCUUAGCCCAGCUGUGCCACCUGCAAGAGUCCAUUCUUGCAUUUCUUCCCCUCCCCAAGAAAGGAGGGGGCCACUUCAGGCCCUUCUGUGUAUUGCCUGGGAGGUUACCUUAUCCAACCAGCUACCCACCUCGACUUCCCUGUAGCUUAGGACAUGAGCCAGCUACCAGCAGUACAGAGCAGUGAUCAAAGCCAAGUACUUACAACUCUGGUAAGCCCAGCUUCUCCACCUCAGUCCUUCUGCUUCUUGAAGGGACAUGCUGGGAGUGAAGUUCUUGAGAACCUUAUCAGGCUUCUGCAAAAGCUCUUCUUGAAGACAAACCCAGCCUUUGUGGCUUUCCCCCUCCACUCUGGUUAAGCAGCACCUCUCUUGGGGGAAUGAGGGGCUGCAGGAAUCCCUGGAGACCCUGGUGCUUCAUGAUGCUGCUCUGGUGAUUCUUGUACAUAAUCUGGUGUGUUCACCAGUGAUUUAAAGGGAUCGUGGUCAGGGACGCAGGAGAGAGGUGGUCACUUCCACUUCAAACAUUCAGUGAGGGGGUGGGAUGGAGAGAAUGCUGAAUCUUUUUUUGAUGGGAUGGGGUUUUUCUCUUUAUAAUUAUUUCUUUAGUUUAAUUAACCUUUUGGUUGUUUGUGCAAUAUUAUAUAUUUUAAAUUAUAAUGCAUUUCCCCAGAGUAUUUUGUAGUGGGAAAAGAAAAAAGGAAAAAAAAAAAAAAAAAGAAGAAAAAAGAUUCUAAUAGCUGUUACUUUUAUAAUUAAAAAAGAAAAAAGAACUUUGUCCUGAACCUUUUACAGACUUGCUGUUAACAGCAUUAAAGAGAUUCAACUGAAGCUGGAAGGUGUCUGGGGAUCUGUUUUUGUCCCCCACGGCAGCUGCACUGGAGCCAGGGCAGGACGCACACACUGCACAGGGGUGGCAGGGGAUGCCUGGAUCCUGAGGAAGUCCCUUGUCCUCAUCCUAGACUUAGGUUGGCCUUCAGGAUGAGAAGGGGACAGGGCCUCAACAGGACUCUCAACAGGACAAGGAGUCAGGAGGCCGUUUCUGCAUUCCCAGCACUUCUGCUUUUAUUUGGAAAGGAAGUUGUGACAACAAUGGUUCCAAUUGCUCUUGGUCAUUUUUCUCCUCUCUGUUCCUCCCCUUUGUAUGAUUCUGAGAUCUGUUUUCAUUAACUUUAAACACCUGUAUGAAAACCACUUUUCAGCAACAAUAAAAGGGAAGUCUGAA